AUGGUUCUCUACAAGGAAAUCACUAAAGAGAAGUAUGUUUGCGAACGGACGAGUCAAAAUAACGAACAACAGCAACAUCAUCAACAAACAUAUAUUGAUAGUGGCAUGAUGGUAGCAAAUAACAGAUCGACUAUAGUAAAUGGAAAUAUUAUUAGUGGACAUAUGAUCACAUUAAAUAUUCAUGUUCCACAUGAUAAUAUUAUUCAACCGAUGCAAUUUGAUGUUCAAAUGUUAAUUGGUGAUAUAUGUCGAAGUAUUCAAGGACAUUUACCAAUUACAUUUGGCCAUGAUCAAUCGGAAUUUGGACUCUUUGUAAAUGAUGUACAAUAUCCAUCGAGAAGUUAUUGGCUUGAUUCAUCCAGAACUUUAAGUUAUUAUUCUUUAAAAACAGGAGACAAUGUUGAAUAUAAAAAUAAAUAUCGACCAUUAAAAAUUCGUUUAUUAGAUGGUACAAUUAGAACAAUUCUUGUUGAUGAUUCAUUAAUAGUUGCUCAAUUAAUGGUUUAUAUUUGUACUAAAUUUGGUAUUGCAAAUUAUGAUGAAUAUUCUCUUGUUUAUGAUCUUGAUUCUGAUGAUGGUAGUAGUACAAAAACAGCAACUCUUCGUCGAGAACGAUCUCUUCAACGAACAGAUAAAAAAAUGGAAGAAUUAAAAAAGAAAUGUCAUACAGAUGAUGACACUUUAUGGCUUGAUCAUUCGAAAACACUUCGUCAACAAGAAAUUGAUGAACAAGCAACAGUUGUUUUACGACGAAAAUAUUUUUUUUCAGAUACAAACAUUGAUCAACGUGAUCCUGUACAACUUAAUUUACUCUAUAUACAAUGUCGAAAUGGAAUUCUUGAUGGAACACAUCCAGUUACAUAUGAUGAAGCUAUUCAAUUUGCUGGUCUACAAUGUCAAAUGCAAUUUGGUGAUUAUCAAGAAUCAAAACAUAAACCAAAUAUUCUUGAUGUUCGAGAAUUUUUACCAAAAGAAUAUACAAAAACAAAAGGUGUCGAAAAGAGAAUAUUUCAAGAACAUAAAAAAUAUCAUGGUUUAUCAGAUCUUGAUGCUAAAUUAAAAUAUACACAAUUAUGUCGAUCAUUACGAACAUAUGGUGUAACUUUUUUCCUUGUUAAAGAAAAAAUGUCUGGCAAAAAUAAACUUGUUCCACGUCUACUUGGUGUUACAAAAGAAUCUAUUGUUCGAGUUGAUGAGCGCACCAAAGAUUUUCUUGAAGUAUGGCCUUUAACACAUGUUAAACGAUGGACAGCAUCACCAAAUACAUUUACACUUGAUUUUGGAGAUUAUGCAACUGCUUAUUAUUCAGUACAAACUCAUGAAGGUCAACAAAUAUCUCAAUUAAUUGCUGGAUAUAUUGAUAUUAUCUUAAAAAAGAGAAAAGAUCGAGAAUUAGCCAUUCGAGAUGGUAUGGCUGAUGAAGAAGCAACAAUGAUUGAAGAUAUUAUUGCACCUGGAAAAGCAACUAUUAUCCAACCAAAUCGUCCUUCAUUUGGUUAUGUCCAUCAACAGAAUGUUUAUUCACCACCAUUAAUUCGUGGAACAUAUUCGGAUGUUCCAAUUCAUCCUCAAUAUCAACAUUAUGGUGUAGAAUAUUAUCCUGUUCAAGCAUAUCCAUUUUAUGCUGAUCAUGAACAAGAAGAUUAUUUUACUUCACAAAUACAUGAACAACCACCAUUAUCAUCUAUUUUACAAGGUGGUACAGGUGGUACUGUAUUAUAUUCAUCAAUUGAAAAUGCUCGUAAUACUGUUAAUUCUGCUCAAUCUCAAUUAGCACGUGAUUUACAAAUGGAAUAUGUUCAACCUCCAUUAUCAUCUUUAAUUGAUAAUCAACAAGAAUAUUCAAUAGAAAAUCGUCUUGAUGUAAGUCAUCAAUUAUUAACAAGUGUAUUAUCAGCAAUAAAUGCUUCAACAGCACAAAUUGUUAUAUUGACAUCAGAUUUCAAUAAUAAUAAUAAUAAUCAACAGUUUAAUCGUCGAAAUUCUGAUUAUAAUCAUUCACUUGGUGCAGCUAUAUCAACAAUAACAAAUAAUUUAAGUGAAUUUUGUAAAGAAAUGGAUAUUUAUACAAAUUUAAUAAAUGAUAAAACAAAUUUAAUGGAACAAACAAAUCGUUUAUGUUCAAUAUUUAAUGAUUUAUUAACACAUAUUGAAGCAUUAUCAGAUAAUAAUUCAGAUCCAUCAAUAAGACAAAAUAUUCUUAUAACAGCUAGUCGUUUAGGAGAAAUAAGUCAAGAACUUGUACGACAUUUAUCGAAUGAAAUAACAAUGAAUUAUUUUGAUUCUUCAAUUGAAUAUCAAGAAAAAUUAUUAGCAUUAGCAAAAUCUGUUGCAAAUACAACAGCAUUAUAUGUACUUAAAGCAAAAGAUAUUGCAACAAAUGUACAAGAUCAAAAUAUUAUUAAUAAUAUUAUUUCAACAGCUACACAAUGUGCUUUAGCUACAUCACAAUUAGUUGCUUGUACUAAAGUUGUUGCUGCAACUAUAUCUAGUCCUUUAUGUCAAGAACAAUUAAUAGAAUCUGCUCGUAGUGUAACACGUUCAAUUGAAGGUGUUCUACAAUCUUGUACACCUCCACAAAUAAAUGAUGAAUUAUAUUCAAAAUUAACUGAAGCUGCAACAAUAGUUCGUAAAAGUCUUAAUGAAUUUUUACUUCAUAUUAAAUUAGUAACAGAUAGUACAGCAGCUAAUGUAGAUAGUAUAUUUCCUUCAAGUAUAAUUGGUACAAAACAUUUUGAAACAGAUAAACAAACAAGUAAAACAACAACAACAACAACAAUAACACGUCGAAUGAUUGCUAAUGAUGAAAUUGAAGAAGAAGAUGAAGAACAAGAUGAAGAAAUGUUUGAUAUUGUUAAAAAUCAUGAUCAAUCAAUAGAACAAAUUUUAACAACAAGUGAACGAUUAUUUUCAUCUGUUGGUGAUGCUGUUGAAAUGGUUAAACAAGCGAAAAUUUUAGCACAAGCAACAGCACAACUUGUUUCAUCAUUACGACAACAAGCUGAAUUAGCUAGUGAUGAUACAAAUCAACAAAAAAAAUUAUUAUCAGCUGCUAAAAUGCUUGCUGAUGCAACAGCUAAAAUGGUCGAAUCAGCUAAAGGUUGUGCAACAAAACCAAAUGAUACACAACUUCAAUAUCAAUUAAAGAAAGCUGCUGAAGAACUUCGAUCAGCUACAAAUAUUGCAACCAGUAAUAGUAUAAAACGAAAAGUACUUAAACGUGUUGAACAAUGCGCAAAACAUUGUGCAUCAUGUGCAACACAAUGUAUUGCUGCAACAUCAGGUGCAGCAAUGACAAAUAAAAAUCAACAAUCACAUCAACAACUUGUUGAACAAUGUAAAAUUGUUGCUGAUCUUAUACCAAAAGUAGUUCAAGGUAUACGUGGUUGUAUGGUUAAACCUGAUUCAUUUUCAUCUCAAUCAAAUUUAUUAUAUGCAUGUGAAGAUUUUCUUGGUCCAGCUACACGUUUAGCUAGUUUAGCAAAAGCAUCUGUACCAACUGUUCAAGAUCAAUCACAAGCACUUCAUUUAAAUAAUAGUUCAAAACAAUUAACACAAGCAUUAAUUGAUCUUCGUGCUUGUCUUACACGUGCUCAAGAAUUAUGUGGUUCAAUGCCACUUGAUAUUGAAUCAAUUGUUGAAUCAAUUGAAAUGCUUGAUAGAGAAUUAGAAGAAAUAAAACGACAAGCAAAAGAAGGACAUUUAAAGGCUAAAUCUGAUGAAACAGUUGAUACAUCAUCUGCUCAAUUAUGUUCAGUUUGUAAACAAGUUAAUACAAUUAUAUCUCAACUUCUUAGUGCUGUCACUCAAAGUGAUGAAAAAACAGUUGAAACAUGUACACGUGAAAUUCUUCAAAUACUUCGUAAAUUAACAAAUUCAACACGUGGUAUAGCAGCUACAUCAAAUGAUCAUCAAAUACAAGAAACAAUAAUUGAACGUUCACAUGAAGUUCUUGAACGUUCAACACGUCUUGUACGUGAAGCUAAAAAAGCUAUAAAUACACCAAAUGAUAUUGAAAUACAAAAUAAACUUGCUGAAUUAGCAUGUGAAGUAUCAUCAGCAUUAAAUGCAUGUAUAUCAAGUAUGCCAUCACAACGUUAUUUUGAUGAUGCUAUUAAACAAAUAUCAGAAUAUACUUAUAUAUUAACUGGUCCAUUUGAUAAAAAUAAAUAUACAACGACAAUUAAUUAUGAAUUAAAACAAAAUGAAAUAACAAAUUCUGCAAUUAAUCUUAAUCAAGCAACAAAUGAUUUAAUUAUUAGUACACGUAAUGGUACAAUACAAGAUUUAAAUAAAACAUCAAAACGUUUUACAAAUUCAUUUGGAGAUUUUAUUAAUAAUGGUAUUGAAUUAAUUAAUCAUCAACAAGAUGAUGAUAAACGUAUACGUUUAAUAACAUCAUUAAAAAAUGUUCAUACAUCAUCAAAUCAAUUAUUAGAAAAAGCUAAAAUUAUUUCAAUUGAACCAACAAUAACAAAUGAAAUAAAUCAACAAUUAUCUAAUGCAGCAAGAAUUGUUACAGAUAAUAUAAAUGAUGUUAUAACUGUUUGUUUAAUAUCUAAAACAACAUCUGAAACAUCAAUGGAUCGUGUUGAAUGUGAUAAUGCUAUACGUGAAAUGGAAACAUCAAAAACAUUUUUACAACAAUCUGUUUUACAACCAUGUAAUAAUUAUACAUAUUAUGAAGCAUUAGAUCAUGUUAUUGAUAAUUCAAAACGAUUAGGAGAAGCUAUGACACAUAUUGCAAGUGCAUCAAAAAAUACAAAUCAUCAAUUAUUUACACAAGCUGUACAAGAUGCAUCAAAAGCUGUUUGUUCUUUAGCAGAAUCAUCAGCACAAGCAAGUUAUCUUAUUGGAAUUUCUGAAGCAACAUCAACAAAAGGAACAUCAGCUGUUGUUGAUCAACCAUUAUUUACUCGUUCAAUUACAAUUAUUCGACAUGCAUGUGCAGAUUUAUCAAAUUCAAAUAUUGAUCGAAAAGAAAUUUUACCAUUAGCAACAAAAAUUGCAAAAAAUACAUCAGUUUUAUGUAAUGCAGCUCGUGAUGCAUCAUCAAAUACAACAAAUCCAAUAGCUCGACGACGUUUUAUAGAAUCAGCUAAAGAUGUUGCCAAUGGUACAGCUGAACUUGUUCGAACAAUAAAAAUAUUAGAUAGUUCAUAUACAACAGAAAAUCAUCGUCAAUGUAUUGAAACAAGUCGUCCAUUACUUCAAUCUAUUGAUGAACUUUAUACAUAUGCUAUGUCAAAAGAGUUUGCACCUAUUCCAGCAUCAAUUAGUGUUACUGGACGUCAAUUACAAGAACCUAUUUUAUCAGCUUCUCGAAAUGUAGUUGAUGGAGCAUGUCGUAUUGUUGAAUGUUCAAAAAAUUUAAUAGCUAAUUCAAAAGAACCAGCACAAUGGCAACAACUUGCUACACAUACAAAGAGUGUAUCAGAAUCAAUUAAACGUUUAGCAACAUCAGUUAAAGAAAUGGCACCUGGACAACGUGAAUGUGAACGAGCUAUUCAAGAUCUUCGAACAUUAUUUCAAGAAGUUGAUAAAGCUAUUACAAAUGUUGAAUCAUUACGUAAAACUGAUAAAUCUCUUCAGUUUCAUCAAGAACAAAUAUCAUCUAGUUCUCAUUUUAUAACAGAAUUAAUUCUUGAUAUUCGUCAAUCAUCUAAACGUGAAGCUGAACGUAUUGGUUCUUAUGUAACACAAUUUGUAACUUAUAUUGAACCAUUUGUACAACAUACAAUUGAUUAUGUAUCAUGUAUGACACAUACAAGAGAAAAAUGUCUUAUUUUAGAACAAGUUAAAACAAUUGUUGAAACAAGUUUACAAUUAAUUAUGGGUACAAAAGAAUCAAGUGGAAAUAUAAAAAAUAUACAAUGGCAUAAAAUAGUUGAUGAUAAUAGUGAAUUAUUAACAAAAUCAAUACAUAAAUUAGUUCAUACACUUGAAGAUCAAUCAUCAUCAAUUGGUAUAAUGAGUGGUUUAAGUGAAAAUAUACGUAAAUUAAUAUCAACAUUAGAUACAACAAUGUUAACAAAUCAAGGUUAUUUUGUUGAUUAUCAAACAUGUAUGGUUGAAAUUUUACGACAAAUGGCACGAACAACACAAGAAAUAUUAACUCAAACAAAUCAUACAGAUAAUAUUCGUCAUUUAGUUAAUCAAUUAACACGUGAAUAUAAUGAAUUAAUUAAUGCAACAUAUGGUGCUAUUGGUACAGCAAUAACAAAUGAUUUAGCAACACGUAUUAAAAGUGUUGUAACAGAUUUAGGUUUAAUAUGUAUUGAAUUAAUUGAAAAAUUAGGUUUAUAUCAACAAAAUAUUCAUGAUCAAAAUUUAAAAUAUCAUGUUGAAAAUUUAUGUCAAAAAGUUAUUGAAAAAAUUUCAUAUGUUUUAGCUGCUUUACAAGCUAGUGCACGUGGUACACAAGCUUGUAUUAAUGCUGCAAGUACAGUUAGUGGAAUUAUUGCUGAUCUAGAUACAACAAUAUUAUUUGCUACUGCUGGUACAUUAAAUUCUGAACAUGAUGAUGAAACAUUUGCUGAUCAUCGUGAAGCUAUUUUAAAAACAGCUAAAGCAUUAGUUGAAGAUACAAAAACAUUAGUAGCAGGUGCAGCAUCAUCACAAGAACAAUUAGCAUCAGCAGCUCAAGCAGCUGUACGAACAAUAACGAAGCUUGCUGAAGUUGUUAAAUUAGGUGCAGCAUCAUUAGGUGCUGAUGAUGGUGAAGCUCAAGUUAUGCUUAUCAAUAGUGUUAAAGAUGUUGCUUUAGCAUUAAAUAAUUUAAUAAAUGUUACUAAAUCUGCUAGUGGUAAAAAUAUUGAUGAUCCAGAAAUGCAAAAAUUAAAAGAAAGUGCUAAAAUUAUGGUUACAAAUGUAACAUCAUUAUUACGUACAGUUAAAUCAGUUGAAGAUGAAGCACAACGUGGUACAAAUGCACUUGAAGCAACUAUUGAAUCAAUUGCACAAGAACUUCGAAUGUUUAAUAAUGGACAAAUACCAACAAAUCAAACAACACCUGAAGAAUUAAUUCGUGUUACAAAACAAAUUACCAUAGCAACAGCGAAAGCAGUUGCAGCAGGUCAAUCAUGUCGACAAGAUGAUAUAAUAGCUGCAGCUAAUUUAGGUCGUAAAACUGUAUCAGAUUUUCUAUUUAUAUGUAAAGCAAGUGCAUAUAUAAAUGAUGAUAAAAUAUUACAACAACGUACAUUAGAUAGUGGAAAAUUAUGUAUUAAAUAUUAUAAAGAAUUAUUAGAAACAAUACAUAUAUUAAUACAAAAAUCAUCAAAUGAAACAAAACAAAAAUUACUUAAUUAUUCACGAAUGAUUGCACAAUCAACACAAGAACUUGUUCAAUGUGCUAAACAACUUAAAGGUGCUGAUUUAAUUGAUCCAGAUGAUCCAACAUAUAUAGCUGAAAAUGAAUUAUUUAAUGCUGCACAAUCAAUUGAAUCAGCAGCAAAAAAAUUAUCAAUUCUUAAACCACGUCGAAAACCUAAAGAAAUAAAUGAAAAUCUUAAUUUUGAUGAACAAAUUCUUGAAGCAGCUAAAUCAAUAAUGAAUGCAGCUGGUGCAUUAAUUAAUGCAGCAACAUCAGCACAAAAAGAACUUGCUUCACAAGGAAAAAAACGCACAAAUCCAUUUUUGCCUAAAAAUGUUUUCUCAGUAUCUACUACCAAUAAAGGCACAUCGCCUGCACAGCUUUCAACAAAAUCAACUUUAGAAGAAGAUGGUCAAUGGUCUCAAGGAUUAAUAUCAGCUGCACGUUAUGUUGCAUCAGCAUGUCAUGUAUUAUGUGAUGCUGCUAAUGGACUUGUUCAAGGUUAUGGUACAGAAGAAAAAUUAAUAUCAAGUGCUAAACAAGUUAGUUCAAAUACAGCAGCAUUACUUGUAGCUUGUAAAGUAAAAGCUGAUUUUAUGAGUCAAUCAAUGGCACGUUUACAAACAGCUGGUAAUGCUGUUAAACGUGCUACUGAUGCUCUUGUACGAUCUGCUCAACGUGCUGUUGAAAUGCAACAAGAAGAUAAAUAUUUUGAAGUAUCUAUGCGUGUUGUACCUGGUAUUGCACAAGAAAUAAAAUGUAAAGAAGUUAUAUUAACAAAAGAACGUGAAUUAGAUGAAGCACGUAAUCGUCUUAAAGCAAUACGUUUAGCAAAAUAUGGUCAUAAUGAACAAGAUUCGAAUGAAAGUACAUGA
Messenger RNA from Rotaria sp. Silwood1, 8190 nucleotides. The record is from the annotation of a GenBank genome assembly. Lineage: Eukaryota; Metazoa; Rotifera; Eurotatoria; Philodinida; Philodinidae.